Messenger RNA from Cordyceps militaris CM01, 1335 nucleotides. RefSeq lists its product as uncharacterized. The transcript has a single exon. The record is from RefSeq and is a predicted model, not a curated record. Lineage: Eukaryota; Fungi; Ascomycota; Sordariomycetes; Hypocreales; Cordycipitaceae. The coding region runs from base 1 to 1335 and encodes 444 amino acids.
AUGAACUUUCCGUCACCCAUGACGCCGGGUUCCACCCCCCAGUACGAUCGCGACUAUCGCGACUAUUCUGCUACCCCUUCGCCGCGACGAGACUGGACCUUCGACACCCCGACGACUCCAAUUCGCCCUGCCACGCGUGCCGCUCAUGGAAGGGCCGCCAGCUACUCGCAGCGGUCUCCCUUCCCGCCUCACCCGCAGCCACGCCCGCAGCCGCCCGUCUACAGUCCCCAACAAUGGGACUCGCCGCGCUACACCAGCGAUGGAGUCUACGCCGCCAGGGUUGAUGUUGAUGUGAGUCCCAAAUAUUUCUCGUCGUCGCGCCGACCUCCGGCUUCGUUCCACACCCCCCCGCGGGGUGAUCGCAGACACUCGUAUUCCCAUGUCCGGGCUUCCACUCCAUAUGGAGAAUCCGACGAGGACGAGAUUCUUGAAACGAUGGCCGGUACCUACGUUCUGCCAGCUCAGGCACGCUGCUGCACCGGCCAGCCUCGCGACAAACACCACGGAUAUCAUGACGGAGGGCGGUACACUAACGCGCAUGGUUAUCAGCAGACCCAGACUCCCCCCUACUACUACCCCAAUGGCUACGAUUACCCUGCCUAUGGCGCUGCUACACCCGGCCCUGAGCGCUUCACCCCUCGCGAGUCUCCUCAGACGCCGCGUUUCCAGACACGCCCCCCCACCAGCUUCAAUCACUCCCGCCAUGCCUCCAUGGCCACUCCCAAGCGCCCGUCCACUGCCCGUCCCCCAAGCUCCCACAAGCCCAAGCCUGACGAGCCUCCUGCUCCUCGCAAGGCUACCGAGGCUGACGCAAAGAAGCACAAAAUCCCUGCCGGCUAUGCCCUUAAAAAUUGGGACCCUGAGGAGAGGCCUAUUCUUCUGCUCGGCAGUGUCUUCGACUUCAACAGCCUAGGCAAGUGGAUUUUUGAUUGGACUGUCUACCGUGAAGGCCGUGGCGCUCCCAUCGCCGACAUUGCGGGUGAACUUUGGCUUCUUCUGAUCCAGCUCAACUCCAAAAUCAAGGUCUCAGAGAAUGUUGUUGGCAGUGUUCGCAACCCCGAAAGCCGCGAGUUGCUCGAUGAUUUCCUCGAGUCAGGUGAGCGCCUCAUGGAUAAACUGCGACUUCUCCUCAAGGCCUGCGAGGCUCCCAUGCUCAAGGCUGCCAAGAAGCGCCAGACUGGCUUGGGCAAGAGCUCUGGCACCGAAUUUGUCCAUACGCUCUUUGGCCCUGAUCGUGAAGGUGAGAAGACGGACAAGUUUAUGCAAAGCAUACGUCUCUUCAUCCUCCGCUUUGAUGCCAACUGUGAUGACAUUGUCCGGAACCCAAGCCGAUAA